Messenger RNA from Funneliformis mosseae, 168 nucleotides. Lineage: Eukaryota; Fungi; Glomeromycota; Glomeromycetes; Glomerales; Glomeraceae. The record is from the annotation of a GenBank genome assembly.
AUGAAUAAUAUGAAUUUAACUAUAAAUGCUGGAGAAAUAAUUUCUAAAUUUCGUAAGCUUAUAGUAAAAAUAAAAUCAUUACUACAAUGCAAAGAAAAGUUUGCACAUCAUGCUGAAGCUGCCAAUCUUAAAGAGCAUAACCUUAUCUUAGAUGUUAGAAUACAAUAG